AUGUGGAGAGCUAGCUUGGAUAGGCUUGCUACCAAGGAAGCUCUUCGGUAUCGUAACAUUAAUGUUGGAGUUGGUGCGUGUGCCUUAUGCAGCGAAGUAGAAGAGACGGUGGAUCAUUUGUUCUUCGGUUGUAGGGUUGCUUGUGGUGUGUGGGACGCUAUCGGGUCAUGGUGCAAGGUCCCUCGGUUCUUUGUUUUCUCGUUUUCUGAUGUGUUACAUGCUAUUGACGAUUUGCCUUACACAAACAAGAAGAAGGAGAUUCUACGCGGCAUCAUUGCUAUUGCUUGUUGGCAAAUUUGGAAGGCUAGGAACGAAAAGGUUUUUAACGGUUUAGAUAUUAACGUGGUGCAUAUUGUCUCGGAUGUCAAGUCUUUGGCGUAUCUUUGGUUUAAGAGUAGACAUAAGGGGGGUUCGAUAGCUUGGAGAAAUUGGUGUAUGUUUGAUUUUCCGUUGAUGUAA
Molecule: messenger RNA, 459 nt
Organism: Helianthus annuus (common sunflower)
Lineage: Eukaryota; Viridiplantae; Streptophyta; Magnoliopsida; Asterales; Asteraceae
Exons: 1
Coding region: 1-459 (152 amino acids)
Source: RefSeq, a predicted model, not a curated record